AUGGAAAACGUUACAUUUCUUAAUGAGUAUUUCAAUGACGAUCUGGUGAUACGACUGCGCAGCGAUUCGAGUGGAAUAUACAAUGAUUUGGACGAAAACAUGACUCAGAAUGAGUACGAACUUUUAAAGCAGCCUUCGUACAUGAUAGUCUUGUAUGCCCUGAUGUACGGGCUCGUGUUUGUGUUCGGGCUGCUUGGAAACACUUUUGUCAUAGCUGUGAUAUACAAAGAGCCGAGUAUGCACAAUGUCACGAAUUAUUUCAUUUUGAAUAUGGCAGUCGCGGAUUUGAUGGUUGUUCUAUUCUGUGUGCCCAUCACGUUUUUAGGAAGUAUAUUUACGGGCUGGAGGUACGGGGAAUUCAUGUGCAAGGUACCUGGCCAUCUGCUACAGUCGGCGCUCGAAGAUCUCGCGCUGUGCUUCUAG
Dreissena polymorpha is the source of this 423-nucleotide messenger RNA. RefSeq names its product neuropeptide SIFamide receptor-like. The record is from RefSeq and is a predicted model, not a curated record. Gene Ontology annotation, cellular component: membrane. Gene Ontology annotation, molecular function: G protein-coupled receptor activity. Gene Ontology annotation, biological process: G protein-coupled receptor signaling pathway. The coding region runs from base 1 to 423 and encodes 140 amino acids. NCBI's taxonomy places the organism in Eukaryota, Metazoa, Mollusca, Bivalvia, Myida, Dreissenidae. The transcript is spliced from 3 exons.